AUGGCAGUGCAGGUGGUCCGCGGGACGAAGACGAAGGCCGAGACUUUCCCGGGGGCGGACUACACCACCACCGUGGAGGCGUUCAUCCCGGCCACCGGACGCGCCAUCCAGGGCGCCACCUCCCACCACCUCGGCCAGAGCUUCUCGAAGAUGUUCGACAUCUCCUUCCAGGACCCGUCCGACCCCACCGGGAAGGCCCGGGAGAACGCGUACCAGAACUCGUGGGGGAUCACGCAGAGGACAUUGGGCGUGAUGAUCAUGGUGCACGGCGAUGACAAGGGCCUUCAGCUGGCGCCGCCCAUUGCCGGCAUACAGGUCAUCAUCAUCCCCGUGGGGCUGAAGGCCAGCAGCACCGACGAGGAGAGGGCGGCGCUCAGCGCCGCCACCACGGACUACCACGAGAAAUUGCAGGCCGCUGGCGUGCGCUCGAAGGUGGACGAGCGCGACAACUCGCCAGGCUGGAAGUUCAACUACUGGGAGAUGAAGGGUGUUCCGUUGCGCAUCGAGCUGGGCCCUCUUGAUCUGAAGAAGGGCGAGUUCGUUAUGUCUAAGCGGAAUGUGCCUGACCCCAAGGCCGGGAAGAUCACCGGCAAGCACGACUCGCUGGUGGACGACGUGAGGGCCACGCUGGAUGCCAUCCACAGGGAGAUGUACGACAAGGCGCUUGCCGAACGGGAUGAGCGGCUGGUCAAUGUCGACAAGUGGGAGGAGUUGAGCCCGAAUUUGAAUAAGGGCAGGCUGUGCCUCGUUCCCUUCUGUGGCGACCCUGAGUGCGAGGAGCAAAUCAAAGAGCUGAGCAAGGCCGAGGCCGCGGACGCUGAGGUCGCUGGAGGCCUGAAGAUGGGCGCCAAAAGCUUGUGCAUGCCGCACGAGGAAAAGUAUAACUACAAUUGCCCCCAGGUAUGCGUAAGGCCAGGCUGCACUUGCAAGUGCUUCUACGGCGACACCAUGAGGCGGGUGAUGUUCGGAAGGAGUUACUGA
Prorocentrum cordatum is the source of this 981-nucleotide messenger RNA. Lineage: Eukaryota; Dinophyceae; Prorocentrales; Prorocentraceae. The record is from the annotation of a GenBank genome assembly.